Messenger RNA from Aaosphaeria arxii CBS 175.79, 6632 nucleotides. RefSeq lists its product as uncharacterized. The record is from RefSeq and is a predicted model, not a curated record. Bases 163 to 6306 code for a protein of 2047 amino acids. NCBI's taxonomy places the organism in Eukaryota, Fungi, Ascomycota, Dothideomycetes, Pleosporales. Gene Ontology annotation, molecular function: ubiquitin protein ligase activity; protein binding. Gene Ontology annotation, biological process: protein ubiquitination; ubiquitin-dependent protein catabolic process. The transcript is spliced from 6 exons.
CAACUUCAUGACUGCCACCGCAUCACUCUCCGCAACCAUCUUUUGGAUGGAAAACAGUUGGUGAGAUGCAUAUGCACAGAUAGUCGAGUCGCGAAGGUCUUCCUAUCGCCACUUCACAUGCGACUGACUUGAGUUACUGGCGAAUCUUUGUCCCCUGACACCAUGGAACGGCCGCCAUCCUCGUUCGCAAACGCGACCUCGUACCUACCCUCACCGGCGGAUCUUCUCCUCGUCUUCCCACGCCUACUCGCUAAAGCCGGUAUAUAUGCGGAGAAUCUUGACAUGGGCAAGAUGUUGUCGGGCGGUAGCAUAAUUGCGGAACCAACAUCCGUCAACAUUACGAACAGUACCGCCGCCAUGACGGGAAGCACAUUCGUUCAGCAGUCGGCGGCAGCUGCAGCAAGUGCCGUUGCAAGCUCCCAGGAUGAGUCGGGACUUUUCCAAUCCUUGAAAAACAUUGGAACUGUAUUCACCUACAUUACAUCGAAGUGGGCGAUAACUACGUUUGCAACAGCUAUCUUGCUGAAUCGAACCCAUUUCUACGCAUCUAGCCGUGUCCCACUCUCGUUCAACCGUAUCUAUCUCCGGUUCGCCUUAUACAUUCUACCUACGCUGUUGUUUGUGUACCGGAUUCAAAGUCUCCUCCGGGCGAUUCACUGUCAAACAUCGCCCGACUGGUCGAUAAUGCAGUACGGAGCUACCGGGAGACGAUUAGACACUGAUUUUGCGGGGGAAGGGGGGUUCCUGUGGUGGGCAAGCUCUCUCUUGCUAUUUGGAGAAGACCCUGCGAUCUCCUGCAAGGCUGUGAAUAUGUUCCCCCUGGACGCAGGCUCAACACGCACUGCAGGAUCUUUGGCCCUUCUCUGGCCGCUGUUUCUGUCGCUGGGCUUCAGUCAGUUCAUCGAGACGCUUGCCUGUGCAUUGCAGGGUCGCCAGCCCUUGCCUGAAGUCGGCAUGACCAUUUUCGAACAUUCUCUUGCAUUUGCAGAGGCCGAGGCGGUUGUCACAAAGCCUUUUGCUUUAGAUACUGCUCGAUUCUGGAAGCCAAAGCCCGUCUUCACUCCAGAUGGGACUUCACUCACAGUCUCACGUGCUACUCUCUCUUCUUUCGCGAAUGUCCCGCCUGAGGUACUACUGAUUUCUGUCAUAUCCAGUUUCAGUCACCUUACAAGCAAUGUCCUUGCAAUUGCUGGCCUAAGGGCACGUUUUCGCCUUGUGACCACUGGCAUCUGGGGCAUCGCAUACAUGUCAGCAUUCCUCUGGAGCUUCUUGCGAUUUGCCAUGUUAGACUCGCAACAUGGUGCUGCGAUCGGUAUUCUGAGGUUUCCGACUGUAUGCAUUGUGGGCUUCAUCCCGCAUCUUCUCAUCAUAAUCGGCAUAGUUGCGUGUGGAACCAUAUAUUCUUUGGCAUUUGCACUAACCGUCCUCUCUCCACCUCCCAAUCAGCCUGCCUCGUUGACGUGGCGAGAAAGGUUUUCAGUUGCAUACGAGAAUCUACAUGCCAACAUUCAUCUGUCCGCAAUUACUCCUCUAACGAUCAACUGGCAUGAGGACUUCUACACUGCCAUUCUGAAAGUCGGCUUCACUGUGCUGACAGCUGCAAGCGAGGCUGUCUAUCUGAACGAAGGGACAAGGGUGAAUGUGAAUUCCAUGACUUGGCUAGAGAAGAAGAGGCUUCAAGAGCUGAUUGCACGGCAACGGACGUUCCGACAGAGCCUCACCAACAUUCCUCGUGAAUUGCAUGGAGAUGCAAUGGCUGAAGGUAUCGAGGUUUUGGACAAGGCCAGCAGCGAUGUCUCCCAAUCUGCAUCCGGCUACGCUCGAGAAAGAAAAACCAAAAGUGCAACUGCAGUGUCCGAUGCCACUCGUGCCGCUGGCAGAGAUAAUGGGGUCGGAUUACAACAGCGCCGAGGUCGCUGGACCUUGGCCUACCAUUUCCUGAGAAGCAUAUCCCGUCUUCUCAUGGCUAUCCAUGCCCGAGUCAUCAUAUCGGUCUUGCGAACGGUGCGGAUCACGUAUUGCCCUAGGUGGCUUCGCCAGAUCGCUGGCAAUGUGUCAGUGGAGAAACGACAAGGCCAUGCCUCCCGCAAUGCCCCUGCUAGGUUUGCUACUCCUACAGAGCCGUGGUUGUACGUCGAUGAGAAUACACGUUUCAAGCCCGCUCUGACAGCAGAUCUGGAGAACGUUGUUCGCGAAAAACUUCGCGAAAACGGCGUCUAUGAAGAAAUGGGAACUCCCAUGGUGGAGGAACACAUUACUGACUAUCUGUAUAACUGGUGGAAACGCGGAGGCCGUUGGAGUGAGGUCGAUAUGAGUGGCGACUACGUCCCACCACUUGACGACGAUACAACAAGUGUCGUAUCACUGGAUACUGCCGCCACAGAAGACGAGUGGUCAGAUGUUAGUGAUGAUGGCCAACGAACGCCUACGCAAAACUGGCCCUAUGACAAUGAGCGGGAGUCAUCAGUUCAGCCGGAAAGCACAAUUGAUUUGGCACGUUUGUCGCAUCUUCUAGACCCAAAGACCGAUGAAGAUCGGCAGGAAGCACGACUAUUGGCCCGUCAUCUCCAGGAACCUGGAAUCAUGACACGCUCUCGUUAUCGUCAAUUGAUCGAGCGCGAGGAAGCUAGAGUCCUAACUUCGUCGCGAUUGCCAAUCACGCUAGCAGGUGGCAGUAAUAUGACUUCGGAAGAAGAGGAACAGGUCUUGGAAGAGUUCAUCCUCAACAAACGAAAGAUCGAUGAGCAGGGCACGAGCAAAGCCGGCACCUGGGAUAGUGGUGCCGAGGGAAUGGGGUCUGAAGGUCCUCAAUGCGUUGUUUGCCAAUUGAGCCCACGUACAGUUCUGGUCUGGCCAUGCUUAUUCACGGCUUACAAUUUUGGCAAUGUCCACGAGGAACAUAACCCGUCCACCGCAUUCAAGAACGAUUUGCCCCCCGAACCACCCCUCGAUAACAGCUCUACAAUUUCCCAGCAUGGAAUUCUCCACUUCGAUGAUCGCCCAACGUCCCUGCCUCCUCAGCAUGAGGAGCAGAGAGACUCGUGGCGACUCUCAAAUGGAAGCCGCACCAGUUCAUUUACGCGUUCCCCUGAACGCGUUCUUGCGGAUGAGUCCGCGCGACUGAACGGCAAUUUCACCCCACUCCGGGAGCCCCGCGAUCGAAUUUCGGAAUAUGAGAAUGCCUUGACUUCAUCUGUCAAGAAACGCUCGGAAGGUCCGAUCUUUGAGGUUAUUAAGAAGCCUAGGAAGCCUGGCGACAUGGCUUCCCCAAUUACUGAUUUGCCAAAUGAAAUCCUAACGCAUGCUCUAUCCCAUCUUUCUCCAAAUGACCUCGCUGCUGUCUCUCUCGUAUCGCGCCGAUUCAAUUCUCUCGUCACCACCCCGCAUGCGUGGCAAGUUGCCUUUGCUCGCUACUUCCCUGGACCUGAAGCUCUUAUUGAUCCUGAGGUGCGACUGGGUGCCGAGGAUGCUGGGGACUACGUCCGAUCGGAGAAGCGAUCAUUCGCCAGACUAAUGGCAUUGACUUCGUGGAGGACCGAAUACAUAGUCCGUACGAGAUCACUGCGCUCCAUGGCAAGAGGCAAACCUAUUCAAGCACCAUCCACCGUCACCUCAGCGCGUUUGGGCCACACUCAGACUCCAGCUCCCAUUAUCAUGUACAACGCAGAGACAUUUGCCACUAUAAACCACCUGCAUGCUACAUUUGGUGCUGGGUUGAACAAGCGACUUCCUCGAUUCGUUCACGGUGCUGAUGACGUUGGAUUGGUCACCAGCAGCGACCCGACUAGUGGAAAAGUAGAUCCAUGGGGUCGCAGUGAUCCCAACUUCUACAGCCAGUUCUCUGAGCGCUUCCCCGGAGUUGCCGAGUGGGGUCUGGGCGCAGGUGAAAUCGUUGGACGGCCAAACGUCAUGGAUAUCUCGCAGCCGUACGGAAUGAUAUAUGGUCAGGGCUGCCCUGAGGGCUCCUGCUACUACCGAUCAGUAGAAGAAUUGCGUGGUCGCUUCAUCGCACAACCUACCGACCUUUCUAUGCCAGAAGCAGGGGUUCCCAAGCUUGGCGUUGAUGGUGGUUCUAUCUGCAGCGUCUGGCUUGCAAAAUCAAGUACUAUUCCGUCAUUAUCCGAAGGCCUUAUCGGCAUGAUGAUGGGAUCCGCUGCAGGCGUUGUGACGGCCUGCUCUGUUGGUACUGAUGGGCUUCGUGGUCAACGGCUCCAGCGCGGCGAACUCACGGCACGCUGGGUGCUAAGCCCCGGUGUGCCGGUUGUGUCAAUUGUCGUCGAUGAGAAUUACUCCCUUAAGAGGCAAGCGCAGAACCGGAUCUGGGCCGUUGCCCUGAACGCCUUGGGCGAGCUCUUCUAUCUGACCAAGUUUCCUAUCCGCAAUACCGCCCCCCAAAGUCAAGAAAUAGAGCAUUUAGAACAUCACGCCUGGACUACGGGUCGAACGGCCUACUGGAAUCUCAUUGAGCCUAGUAGGCGUACAGCGCGGCCCGACCCUUACAAUGAUAGCGAGACCGAUGGCAGCUACUCGCCUCGAACUUCCUGGGAUAGCAUGUGCUUGAGUAAAGACCAAGUUGCGGCAGAAACGAAAGAGAUCCGGUCAUUUAUUCGAAAGCAACCCAAGGAUUUCCGUGCUUCCUGCCUUGGCUGGGAUAUGCGCCGACGCCUUGAGGUAGAUUUUGCGGGUGACGACGGACACUAUGCCGGAGAAGCUAUGGUCGUCUUCCAGUGUGGGCUUGGGCAAGAUGAGACGGCGGAGAUCAAGAGGUAUACACGAUGGAAAUCAGUGGAAAAGAACAGGAGCUUCCCUAUUCCGAAUGGCGUUGCCGCACGACACAACGCAUCGAUUUUUGGCGGUUCGGCGACGCCAAUCUCAUCUCACGUAGCAUCUACGGAACGUAUAAGGAGCGACUCGUCCAUAUCUACAUCCAGCUCACCUGAAAGGGAGAACUUGGUAGAGGAAUGGCGAUGCUCUCUACUUAGUUUCGGGGGUCUCAAAAUGGUUCGCAUUUCCGCGACCACACUGGACAUUUCGACAUUCGCCACCAUGACAAUGUCAGAAGAUCCGGCCCUUGGCUUUUCGACUACAUCCACUGCAUCGUCGCCGUACGCUUCCCCUAUGUCAGUGGCUAGCCAGCCGGCUUCACCUGCAGAUAUUCCAGGACAACGCGGCCGCUUCAUUGCUGCUGGAACUCUGAAUGGUGUUGUCCUUCUCUGGGACGUACGUGCCCCCUUUUCUCGUAGCGUGGAUUACGUGAAUAGCAUCGACCCAAUCCGCAUUAUCUAUACCGAAUCGCCUGAGAUAUCAUGUCUUGGUCUCACCGCAUUGCACCUCAUACACGGAGGCAACGACGGCCUAGUUCAAGCUUGGGAUCCGUUGGCGUCUAGCAUGCAACCGAUCAAGACACUGAACUCCCGCUUCUCGUCCCGAGCCCGCAGACGGCUUGUCCAAGCUCAAGCUUCGGUACACGGGGUGGGAAUCAACAUGUAUGCUGCUGGAGCCAUAUGCGUGGAUCCCGAUCCGACAACAUUACGUGGUGCGGUUUCCCUUGGUAAUCAGAUCCGAUACUGGAGCUACAGCUCCUCUGCAGCGGAUCAGUUCAAGAGCAACAAGCGCAGACUCCGACACUCGGAACGAGGUAGCAACACUGCUGUAGAACGGUUCUCGGGCACCGGCAGGACGAACCUCAAAGACUACAUCGCGAACGAGCAGUACGAACUUGAACGAGAGAAAGUCGAGCGAGACCGGCAGGCGGAGCGCUUGGCUGGGCGGUUCGGCGUCGAUUUACUUGCUGACGAAGACGAGGCGCUCGCGUAUGCUGCUAUGUUGUCCCAGGAGAGCCUGGAGAACGAGAAGAAGAAACGGCAAGAAAGCGAAACCAGCAGCGCUCUGUCAAGCACGACAAUCACACCGGAGCCAAGUGUCUCUGGACAAGCUUCCUCGCCUACUCUGGUGGGCGAUCAAGAGCUCGAUGCUGACAUCGCUGAAGCCAUCCGCCUCAGCUUGCAAGAGAACUCGUCUGACUCUUACGGUUACGAUGAUUCCGCUAAUGACCUUGGCCUUGAUAUCCCGAUCAAGUAUGCCAAAGGCCGCAAGUCACCACCGCGCUCGAAGGCCAGCCCAACUGGAGGAGCGCGCGCCAACGGGGGAUCGAGCAAAGAGAGCGAGUUGUCUGAUCUAGAGUUCGCUCUCCAAUUAAGCCUCGCAGAAGAGCAAAGCAGGAAGGAUGCUGAGGAUUCUUUCCCACCUCUGAGUCCCGUGAAUGGUUCCUCUGGAGGGAAAGGCAAAGGGAAAAUGCGUUGGUAGGAGAUGACGUCCUUGCGCCUUUGCUUCACAUUUCCUCUCUACCGCCCGCAUCCAAUGAUUGUGCGAUAGUAUUGUGCUAGAUUUUGCUUCUUCAUCCUUUUCUUUUAAUGGUUCUUCUGUAAUCACCGAUUCAGCCUUUCUUGAACGCGGCGGAUCUCCGAGGUUCGAAAGUACAUGCGGGAUGGUGAUACACAAUUCAUCAUUGCCAAUAUUCAAUUCUCACUAUAGCACACAUUGUUCAAUAUAAUAUUUUCCUGGUUUCUUUAACACAUUGCUGUCAUUUUCCCUCGUCCAUUAGAAACACCAAUAAACUUUCGCAAGCGUCG